CUAUCAGAGCAGUGAAUCUCCUUCCAACUGGCCACAUUAUUUUUCUCUUUGACGUUAACUAGGAACUGUGUAUGAAAGGAUAUAUUGAGUCUAUACAUACAUACAGCUCUCUCUCACUCUCUCACACACACACACACAAUUUUUCUUCCUUUCUCUCUCUAAAAGUAUGACAGGUAGAUCAUAAUUGCAUGGAAAAUGGCCUUCUUCCCCGCCAAUUUUAUGCUACAAACUCGUAAUGAAGAUGAACAUCAACCCUCCACUUCUCUCAAUCCAAUUCUUCCCCAUUGCAACCCUCAAGAAUUUCAUGGUGUGGUUUCACUUGAGGGGAAGAGAUCGUCGAUGUUUCCCGAUGUUUGUGAAGAAAAUCAUGGGGAAGACUAUAUGUCGGACGAUGGAUUACAAGUGGGAGAGAAGAAGAGAAGGCUUAACAUGGAUCAAGUGAAGACACUUGAGAAGAACUUCGAGUUGGGGAAUAAGCUCGAGCCCGAGAGGAAAAUGCAGCUGGCUCGGGCUUUGGGCCUGCAACCGAGACAGAUUGCGAUUUGGUUUCAAAACAGGAGAGCAAGGUGGAAGACAAAGCAAUUGGAGAAAGAUUAUGAAGUUCUUAAGAGACAAUUUGAAGCUGUUAAAACAGAUAAUGAUUCCCUUCAAGCACAGAAUCAGAAACUUCAAGCUGAGAUAAUGGCACUGAAGAAGAGGGAACCAACGGAGUUGAUCAAUCUGAACAAAGAAAUGGAAGGUUCUUGCAGUAACAGAAGUGAAAACAGUUGUGAUAUUAAGCUAGACAUAUCAAGAACACCAGCAAAUGGCAGCCCUUUAUCUACACACCCCUCAACCAGACCCCUCUUUGCACCUUCCAUGAGGCCUAAUGGUGCGGCACAACUUUUCCAGGCGUCGUGUAGACCCGCUAUUCAGUGCCAGAAACCGGAACAAACUGUGAAAGACGAAAGCUUCUGUAGUAUGUUAUGUGGCAUGGACGAUCAAACCGGAUUCUGGCCAUGGCUAGACCAACAGCAUUUCAGUUAAUCUGAAACUCCUAAUGGCCUUAUAAAUAAGUAUAAUUGAUAUGUGGAUUUAAUUAUGAUAUUUUACGAGUUAAUUUGAAUUCUUGAUUUUGAUUUUUAGGCUGGUAUACAAAUGAAGGUGUAUUGACCAUCUCUGCAUUACAUGUUACACCCACGUUUUCUGCAAAAUUAUGUUAAUCAUGGUGAUGUCCCUAAUUCCUAUGAUUGUGUGAAAGAAAACUGAAUUAAUGCUUUCAAA
This is a messenger RNA of Olea europaea var. sylvestris, 1263 nucleotides long. Its product is annotated as homeobox-leucine zipper protein ATHB-13-like. The record is from RefSeq and is a predicted model, not a curated record. Gene Ontology annotation, molecular function: sequence-specific DNA binding; DNA-binding transcription factor activity, RNA polymerase II-specific. Gene Ontology annotation, cellular component: nucleus. The coding region runs from base 196 to 1026 and encodes 276 amino acids. Gene Ontology annotation, biological process: positive regulation of DNA-templated transcription. The transcript has 3 exons. Lineage: Eukaryota; Viridiplantae; Streptophyta; Magnoliopsida; Lamiales; Oleaceae.